Messenger RNA from Schistocerca cancellata (South American locust), 8363 nucleotides. It is a transcript of the gene l(3)80Fj, whose product is annotated as eIF-2-alpha kinase activator GCN1. Gene Ontology annotation, biological process: cellular response to amino acid starvation; regulation of translation. Bases 140 to 8161 code for a protein of 2673 amino acids. Gene Ontology annotation, cellular component: cytosol. Gene Ontology annotation, molecular function: protein kinase regulator activity; protein binding. The record is from RefSeq and is a predicted model, not a curated record. NCBI's taxonomy places the organism in Eukaryota, Metazoa, Arthropoda, Insecta, Orthoptera, Acrididae. The transcript is spliced from 41 exons.
CAGUGAUUUCUCCGUCGUGUUUCGUGUGCGAAUGUUUUCAAAUUAAAGUUCGCUUCUAUGACAGAAAAGGCGUUCUUACCUUUAGAUACGAUUUGUAAAUCAUCUUGUGAUUAAAACAAAGCAUUCAGUUUAUAGUAAAAUGGCUGAUACAGAGUUGGCAAAAGCGUUGAAAGAUCUACACAUUCGAAUACAAACAGCAAGCCGGAAAGAACGGAAAACAACUAUUGACGAUGUAGUUGACGUCUUGUCAAACGAAGGUAUUACGGAAAAUAUUGUACGAGGCAUUUGCAAAGUUCUACAGUUAACUUUACCGAGAUACAGGGACAGCACAUCACAAGCGUAUGUCAAACAGUUAAUUGCAGAACUAACCGUAAAGCAUACAGACUGGACUGUAAAGCAUUUGACUGCGACCCUCAGUGAUGUAGCCAACUUUUAUAAAACUCUGUCACCAACUGCCAGUACAUCCCAGACAGGUUUAUUCGCUUUGGGAUGGUCUUGUUUAUUGGUGCAGAAUGGAUUUAAGAACUGUUCAGAUAAUACAAAAGCAGAGUUUAGACGCCUGAUUGAAGUACAAGCAAUGCUUCUAAAUAUAGUUGUAGCUGCAAGGCGUCCUAAGAAGAGUCAUAAGGCUUAUCACCUCCUUUCAACAACUUGGAAAUCUGUUAAGGAAUGCGAAGAACUGUAUGUAAAUGCAAUUACAAAUUUGGAUCCUGGAGCUCAUGUCCUAGUUCUUGGAUCCUGCCUUAUACAGUACUUGACAUGUAUGAAGAAAACAGAUUUAUUUAAUAAAUUUAAGGCACACUUGUUAGACAUUUUUAUUAAAGUAGCUAUUAGCUGCAAAACAAAACCAUCACUAUUUCUGAUUGAGGAAUCACGACCAUUACUCAAACAUGUUAAUCAUGAAGAGUUUAAACAAACUUUGCUUCCUGCUAUGCAGAAAGCAAUGCUGAGAAAUCCAGAAGUAAUUUUAGAAUGUAUUGGAUAUGUUUUGGUGGGUCUUUCCAUUGACCUGAGUCAGUAUGCAAAAGACAUUGGAAAAAACCUAGCAGCAAAUCUACAUUCAAAAGAUGACUUGGCUCGUGAUGAAGCAGCAGCAGCCUGCCGUAAUUUGGCCCUGCAGUGUAGUGACCCUGGAGCAUUGGAAGACCUGUUACAACAUCUGUUUAAUGUUUUCCAUGGUUCAGAAGGAAAACUUACAGUUGCAACACACAAGAUGAGUGUGUUACAGGGUGCUGGCAACCUUAGUUACAAUGCAGUUACAGGAAGCAGCAUCCACCUUUUAGCAUCACAAGCAGCAGAUCAUUUUAUAAAAGUUUUGGAUGUAGAAGUCCAUGAGAAAACAUUAAUUCAUGCACUGGAUAUGUUUUCCCUUUGGUGCUCAAAGUUCAGUAAUGAAGUGCCUCAGAAAGUUAUAGAUUGGUUGAAGAAAGGACCUGGACUGAAGACUUCCACUGCUCCUGUUCGCACAGCUUAUAUUGGCUGCAUGUCUGCUUGCUUUUCUGGAAAUACUUUAAUGCAAGGCCUGGAUUUUAUACCAUUUCUGUUGAAAACUGUUGAGAAAGCCGUAUCACAAUCUGCUCAGAUUCCUGUUGUGACAGAAGCUCUGAGUGCAACAUGUAUGCUUCUGAAAAUGGCUUCAGCAGAUGUUGCAUUAGAGAAGAAAUUAGGAAAUUUAUGGAAUAUAGUACUGGAUAUGGACAAACAGCUUUUUGUAUCUGAUAAAUUCCUAACUCUUGCUUCAGAUGAUGCUUUGUGCCAUGUUAUGCAGUUAUGUGAAAGACUUUUACUUGACCACCCUCAUAAAUUAAAUGGCAAAGCAAAUCCAUUGCAUAAAGCCAUUAUAUUUUGUAUGACUUCACCUGCAUCCAAAGUGCGGCAGCAUUGCCAUGCUUCUGUGAAAAAACUUGUUUCUGUUUUGGGAGGAACACAGCUUGCUGUAUCACUUUUGAGAGAAUUUACCAAGUUCCUUGACUCACCACGAAUUCAGAGGGAAGCAGUUAAAGAAAUUGAGGGGAGUGAUACAUCUGGGAUGGACAUGUCUCCAAAAGUUUUAGUAAACUGUAUAACUACAUUCUGUGCCGGUACAAAUUUAGUUCCAGAAGACGCACAGCUUUUGGCAUUUGAAUGUCUUAUAUGCUGUCAUCAUCGAUCAGUGUUUCCACAUUCACCAGAGUUGUGGUUGAAGAUAUUGAAAUAUUUGAAACAAGAUCCAAAGGAGUUUAUAUUAAUUAACAAAAAUAAAUUAAGAAGGUUAUUGAUACAAGAUUAUACUGCAUCUCCUAGUCUUGAAAAUUGUCUAAGAACAGUAACAAGGUUGAGUCCAGCAGAAAUGGUACCUUCUGUAAUAGAAUUUUCUAGUGAAUAUCUCAAUUCAUCUGACAUCUUGCAUGUAACAAAAGAUGAAUAUUUCACCUAUCUGACACCAGAAGGAGAGCUCUAUGAUAAAAGUGUUAUUGCUGGAAAAGAUGCAGACGACGAUCUAAAUAUAAAGAAUAUGAAGAGAGAAAGCAAGGCUUAUUCAUAUAAGGAACAGUUAGAAGAGCUGCAGUUGCGACGUGAACUAGAGGAAAAGAAAAGGAGAGAAGGAAAACUGAAAGAACCAGAACUAACUCCAAAACAGAAGGAAAUUUUAAGACUUCAGUUGGAAAAAGAAAGUGCUAUAAGGGCAAGACUGACUGAACUGAACAGUAAUCUAAUCCGUGUGGUUUCCAUGAUAAGAGCUACAAUGGAAGGAAACCAAACUGAACUGAGCCUGUAUUUCCGAGAUCUUAUCCCUAUGAUAUUGAGAAAUUUUCCAUCGCCAUUAGCAGCACCGUAUCUUACCAAAUUGUUCCUAGAUAUCAGGAAAUGUGUCUUUUCUGGUCACUUGAAUCAUCUUGGACAGUUGGUGGGUCAUGUUGUUUUACGUCUGCAGUCACCACAAUGUGAUUUAGAUCCAGCUUGGGAAGAGGAAGCACUACUUGCUGCCGUCACUCGCACUAUCUCAAUCCUUCACAGGUUAACAGUAUAUCCCAAAAGGAAGAUUACAGGCAGUGACCCACCAAAACUACUCUUACCUGCACCAUCAUUCUGUUACUGUUUCCCACUUCUACGAUCUGCACUUUUGUCAUCGGCUAUUAAACUUGAUGAAGGCGUUAUUUUAUCAACAUUGCAAAUAAUCUCGGAGCACGCACAACUGAGGGGGCAACGUACUGCAAGGACAGUUAUUGGCGACAGUGAUCUGUAUCAUCCAAGGCUGCUUCCACGAAAACAAAUGUUUGAACUGUUAAUAGACAUGAUAAGUCGUACAAGUGGAAGAGUUCAGCAGCAAGCUGGAGCAGCAUUGCUUGAUGUUGCAACUUCUGGAUCUGCUCGAGAUGGUUGUGCUCGCGCGAGCAGCGAAGAAAUUGAUAGUCUGCUUUCUGCAUUACAAAACCCUUCAGAAGUUGUUCGUGAUGCUGCGUUAAGGGCGCUAGCUGCAAUGGUUCAGGCAUUGCCUUCUUUUAAAGAGGAUUAUGAUCAAGCCUUAAGAUUAAUAAAACGAAUAUGGGUGGCACGUUUCGAUGUGUGUCCUGAAAACAGAGCUUUGGCUGACAAACUUUGGGAUAUAUCACAAAUGAGAUUCCCUACAGCCCUUUAUGAAGAGUUAUUGACAGACAUAAUUCAUCCAGUAGAAGAAAUUCAACGGGCAGCUGCAGAAGCUCUUGCCGCCCUACUAAGGGAGGAAAUGGGGCUUGUAGAACCUGUUUUGGAAAAACUUCUCGCCAUCUACCAUGAGAAACUAGCAAUUCUCCCUCCAAAAUUGGAUAGUUUUGGUCGAGUCAUUGAGCAGCCUGUUGACACUUGGGAACCAAGAAGUGGAGUGGCUUUAGCCCUGGCACAAAUUGCUCCUCUUUUGAAACCUACAUCAGUUUCGAGUCUUAUUACAUUCUUUGUGUCAACGGGUUUGGGUGACAGAAGCCCAGAAGUGCGCAAGAAUAUGCUUGCUGCAGCUUUGGCAGCAGUGGACUUGCAUGGAAAAGAAACUGUAAACAGUCUUCUGCCAGUUUUUGAAGACUUUUUGGAUAAGGCUCCAGAUUCUGGCAGUUUUGAUGCUGUACGCCAGUCAGUUGUGAUUUUGAUGGGUUCCUUAGCACGGCAUUUGGAGAAGGAUGAUAGGAAAGUUAAACCUAUUGUUGGGAAACUUAUUGAUGCUUUGUCCACCCCAUCACAACAGGUACAAGAAGCAGUUGCCAAUUGUCUCCCCCCGUUAGUCCCUGCUGUAAAAGAUGAUGCGCCAUUAUUGGUUCAAAAAUUACUCCAUCAGCUUUUAGAAUCAGAAAAUUAUGGUGAAAGGAAAGGUGCAGCAUACGGCUUGGCUGGCCUAGUGAAGGGAAUGGGUAUCCUUGCACUGAAGCAGCUGGAUAUUAUGAACACUCUUACAACAGCAAUUCAAAAUAAAAAGAAUUUCCGCCACAGAGAAGGUGCUCUGUUUGCUUUUGAAAUGCUGUGCCAGAUGCUUGGGCGCUUAUUUGAGCCGUACAUUGUUCAUGUCUUGCCCCAUCUUUUGCUGUGUUUUGGCGAUGGGAGUCAAUAUGUACGUGAUGCGACUGAUGACACAGCUAGAGUUGUAAUGAGUAAACUGUCAGCUCAUGGUGUGAAAUUAGUGCUUCCAUCUCUCCUAGCAGCAUUGGAGGAAGAUUCUUGGAGAACAAAGACAGGCUCUGUUGAACUCUUGGGUGCUAUGGCCUAUUGUGCACCAAAACAACUUUCAUCUUGUCUGCCCAGCAUUGUCCCAAAACUGAUAGAAGUAUUGAGUGAUUCCCAUGUAAAAGUGCAAAAAGCAGGAGCUCAGGCACUGAAACUUAUUGGUUCAGUCAUCCGUAACCCAGAAAUCCAGACAAUUGUCCCAGUUUUACUGGAGGCUCUACAGGACCCAUCAAAUAAGACCGCCACAUGCUUACAGACUCUUCUUGACACACAGUUUGUUCACUUCAUUGAUGCUCCGUCGUUGGCACUCAUUAUGCCAGUUGUGCAAAGAGCAUUUAUGGACAGAUCUACAGAGACACGUAAAAUGGCUGCUCAGAUAAUAGGAAAUAUGUAUUCCUUGACAGAUCAGAAAGAUUUAACACCAUAUCUCCCAACUAUCAUCCCAGGACUGAAAACAUCGUUACUGGAUCCUGUACCAGAGGUUCGUAGUGUAUCAGCAAGAGCUCUUGGUGCCAUGGUACGAGGUAUGGGAGAAUCAAGCUUUGAAGAUCUGCUCCCAUGGCUUAUGCAGACAUUAACAUCAGAAUCAAGCUCAGUGGACCGCUCUGGUGCAGCUCAGGGCCUUAGUGAAGUUGUUGGUGGUCUGGGAGUUGAGAAGCUUCAUAAAUUAAUGCCUGAAAUAAUAAGCACAGCUGAAAGAACUGAUAUCGCUCCACAUGUGAAAGAUGGUUACAUAAUGAUGUUUAUUUAUAUGCCUGUAGUCUUCACUAAUGAAUUUACUCCAUACAUAGGGCAAAUAAUUAAUCCUAUUCUUAAGGCUCUGGCAGAUGAAAAUGAAUAUGUCAGAGACACAGCAUUAAAGGCAGGACAAAGAAUUGUUAAUCUGUAUGCUGACACAGCCAUAAUGCUACUGUUGCCAGAACUUGAAAAAGGGUUGUUUGAUGACAACUGGAGAAUUCGUUACAGCUCUGUGCAGCUGUUGGGAGACCUGCUUUAUAGAAUAUCAGGAGUCUCUGGAAAAAUGAGUACAGAAACUGCAGAUGAAGAUGACAAUUUUGGUACUGAACAGUCACACCAAGCAAUUAUUGAAGCUCUUGGUGGUGGUCGACGUAAUCGUGUUUUGGCUGGCCUUUACAUGGGAAGGUCAGAUGUAGCUCUAAUGGUAAGACAAGCUGCCUUGCAUGUGUGGAAAGUUGUGGUGACAAACACACCCCGUACACUACGAGAAAUAUUGCCAACCCUUUUCAGCUUGCUGCUUGGAUGUCUUGCAAGUACAAGCUACGAUAAGAGACAGGUUGCUGCGAGAACUCUGGGAGAUUUGGUACGGAAGCUUGGAGAGCGUGUACUUCCGGAAAUAAUACCAAUUUUAGAAAAAGGCCUCGAGUCGGAUCAACCAGACCAGCGACAAGGAGUGUGCAUUGGUCUUUCUGAAAUAAUGGCCUCUACCAGUAGAGACAUGGUUCUGACAUUUGUGAAUAGUCUUGUUCCUACUGUCCGUAAGGCUCUUUGUGAUCCUCUACCUGAAGUAAGGCAGGCAGCUGCAAAAACAUUUGACAGUCUUCAUUCAACUGUUGGAGUUCGAGCAUUGGAUGACAUUCUGCCUGCAAUGUUGAAUCAAUUGAAUAGCCCUGAUCCAAAGAUCGCUGAAUCUACUUUGGAUGGAUUACGUCAGGUUAUGGCAAUUAAAUCAAGAGUUGUGCUACCUUAUCUGGUUCCCCAGCUGAUAGCGCCACCUCGGGUGAAUACCAAGGCUUUGUCAAUAUUGGCUUCUGUUGCUGGUGAAGCUCUUACAAAGUACCUGAACAAAAUUCUUCCAGCACUGCUCUCUGCUCUUUCUGCUGCUCAAGGUACACCACAGGAAGCUCAGGAAUUGGAAUACUGUCAGGCCGUGGUCCUUUCAGUAACUGAUGAAGUAGGUAUCCGUACAAUAAUGGAUCAGUUGAUGGAAUCAACUCGAUCAGAUAAAGUUGAAGUACGCCGUUCAUCCGUGACACUACUGUGUGCGUUUUGUAGGCACACGCAUGCUGAUUAUUCCCAGUAUGUUCCACAGUUGCUACGUGGCCUUAUUCAUCUUUUCACUGAUUCCAAUAAAGAAGUUCUUCAGAUGGCAUGGGAAGCUCUGAAUGCUGUUACAAAGACCUUGGAUCCAACACAGCAAACAGCCCAUGUGGGAGAUAUAAGGCAAGCUGUAAGAUUUGCUGUAAGUGACUUAAAGGGUCAAGAACUGCUGCCUGGAUUUUGUCUUCCAAAGGGUAUCACACCCAUACUUCCGAUUUUCCGUGAAGCAAUUCUGAAUGGUUUACCAGAAGUGAAGGAGCAAGCAGCACAAGGUCUUGGGGAAGUUAUUCGCCUGACCAGUGCUGAAGCUUUGCAACCAUCUGUUGUUCACAUUACAGGUCCAUUAAUUAGAAUACUUGGAGAUCGUUUCAACUGGAAUGUCAAAGCAGCUGUGCUAGAAACAUUAGCACUGUUGCUUGCGAAGGUUGGAGUGAUGUUGAAGCAGUUUCUGCCACAGCUGCAAACAACUUUCCUGAAGGCUCUGAAUGAUUCUAAUCGCCAAGUUAGGAUAAAAGCCGCGAAUGCCUUAAGUCACCUAAUUGUUAUCCAUACUAGAGCAGAUCCAUUGUUUACAGAACUUCAUGCUGGUGUUCGGUCAUCAGAUGAUCCUGCAAUAAGAGAAACAAUGCUACAAGCUCUACGAGGUGUCAUUACUCCAGCAGGAGAUAAAAUGACAGAACCUCUUCGGAAAGCUGUUUAUGUGACCCUGACUGGCAUGUUGGGACACUCUGAGGAUGUGACACGAGCUGCUGUUGCUGGGUGUUUAGGAGCUCUUUGCCGCUGGUUGUCACCUGAACAGCUACAUGCUACCCUUACAGACCAUUUGUUGUAUGAUGAUGUUCCUAUGGACUGGACACUUCGUCACGGAAGAAGUGCAGCCCUUUCUGUUGCUCUUAAGGAAGCAGCUCCUGUUGUUUAUACUGAUGACUAUAAGGAAAAGAUAUGCAGGGUAUUGUUGGGAUAUCUAAUGGCAGAUAGAGUUCCCAUUGCAAUGAAUGGUGUCCGUGGCUGUGGCUAUCUCUUCCAGCAUUUGAUGUCAACAGGACAACAGCUUCCACAGCAACUUCUUGUACCAUUUGUAAGGACAAUGAAUCAUAGCAGCAAUGAAGUUAAACAACUUCUUGCCAAGGUCUGUUCAUCACUAGCUAAGAAUGUUCCUCCGCAACAAAUGGCGCCAGAGUUCCUGAAGCUCAUUAUACCUAUGUUAGUAAAUGGAACCAAGGAGAAAAACAGUUACGUGAAAGCCAAUAGUGAAUUUGCCCUAGUUUCUGUUCUUCGACUGAGGCAUGGGGAUGAGAUGCAACAGCGUUGCCUGAAUCUUCUGGAUGUUGGUGCCCGUGAGUCACUCAGUGAUGUCAUCAGCAAAGUACUGCGCAAGGUUGCCAAUCAGCCUGAAGGGAAGGAAGAAGAUUUAGAUGAUACUUUAAUAACAUGAUUGUGUGUGCAUUCUCGAAGAUAUGUGCUGAAACAUUUAGUUGUCACUCUGCAAAUUAAUUGUGGCACUAAGGUGUUUUUUAUGUGUAUUACAUUCUGUCAUCACUGGCAGACAGUGGAUUGUACAUGUUGUGAAGUGAUUUAUGUAAUUUGUGACAUAAAUAUCUGUAUGAAAGAGAAAUGACUUUUAACGUAUCUAGAGA